Gadus chalcogrammus (walleye pollock) is the source of this 2829-nucleotide messenger RNA. RefSeq lists its product as uncharacterized. The record is from RefSeq and is a predicted model, not a curated record. The coding region runs from base 93 to 1034 and encodes 313 amino acids. The transcript has 5 exons. Lineage: Eukaryota; Metazoa; Chordata; Actinopteri; Gadiformes; Gadidae.
GCAAUUGAGUGAUUGGUGGAAGGUGAAGUAGUCACUCAUAACGUACACUGAUUGUCAUUACAAAGGUUACAGAGGCGACCAGUUCACCAGCCAUGGAGACCCUGGGGUUUCGAAGGGGUCUGGACCGUUUGCUUCAGGCAGGAGUUAGAGUGGAUGUCAUCACUACAGACCGCUCUCCUUCUAUCAGGAAGCUUAUGAGAGAGACCUACUCUGACAUCCAGCACCAGUUUGACCCUUGGCAUGUUGCAAAAGGACUGAAGAAAAAGUUGACUGCGGCUGCAAACCACAAAAAAAACAACGAUCUGCAGCCUUGGCUAAAGGCUAUUACUAAUCACCUGUGGUGGUCUUGCCAGUCAUGCGGGGGUGAUGCAGAGGAGUUGAAACGCCGCUGGACGUCCGUUCUCCAUCACAUUUGUGGCAUACAUCGCUGGGAGGAAGACGGACAGGAGAGGACUUGCUACCACCGGGACCUCACUGAAGAGCAGCAGAGAAGGAAGAAAUGGCUGCAAACCGACUCUGCUGCAUUCCAGACACUGUCGGACCACGUACUGAACAAGAACCUGUUGAAAGACCUCAACCACAUGACUCUCUUCCAACAUACAGGAGCCCUGGAGGUGUACCACAGUGCAAUGCUGAAGUACACUGAAAAGAGGCUUCACUUCGCCUACAGCUCUAUGAAGGCACGCACCCUACUCUCUGUGAUGGACAACAACGAGAAUGUUGGCCGUCAACAAGCAACGACCAGUGAUGGGACUCCGAGAUACAAUUUGGUUUUUCCCAAACAAUCUAAAAGAUGGGUUGCCAGGAAGAGGUACGAGCCAACCAGGCAGACAUUCAGGAAGGAUUUGGUGGAGCGGGUCCUGGAAAGGCGCAUGGAUCCUACUGUGAAGUUUGCAGAUCCACAUUUUUAUAUCCAGCAAGCAGCUACUAUACCCGACAACAUAGCCACCACUCCAAGACCGGACAAAGAUCAAAGUAUUGCAGAGCACGUCUCCCGUUUUAAAACGGAAAAUGAAAGUCUAACUGGAGUUUAGUGUGGUGCUAAAUACUGUCUGCAAACAUUAGUAAAAAGACAAAAAGAUCAACAGCAAAACAUUUAUUGAACCAUAUACGCGUACAUUGUUGUUAAAAUGUUACCGUAAACAAUAGUAAUGUCAUCUGUAACCAAAUGUAUGUCUUCUUUUUGUGUUUGAUAUAAAGGAUUUGUUGAAGUAGCAAAUGUUUUCUAGUAGACUACAGUAGUGUUGUGUUCAAAACAAUCUCAGAGCAUCUUGUGCUUCCCUGAAUCCAACAUAUUGUCCAGCGGCCGAAGGGUAUUUGUUUCGGAUGCUGGUCACUACACAGGAUGGAAGAACACGUCGGUUUCCUCUUCCCAGCUGUGUUCCUUUCAACCCCCACUCAAGAACGAUUCUGUAAGCCACCAAUCGGUACUGCCUAAAACAAGAAGGAAUACAAGUUAGCUUUUGGGAGCAGGCUCUUACGAAAGACAGCUAAACUAUGGUAAUAGCACACAAAGACAAUGGCCCUACUGCUGUUUAUGGUGGUAGACUGAUUUGCUGAAUUGAUCAGGCUAAAAAGCCUACGGCCUAUGUCUAUAUAGUAAAAAAAUUGUCCAAGCAAGUCACGCUUGUGUAUUUCAUUUUUGCCUUUAGUCCUGGUAGGACCUUUUUAACCAGAGCAAUAUUGUAAUUAAGAAACUUCUUAGUUAAUAAAAAAUAAUAGCUGGCUAGAUAUUCUAAGCUUUCUCCAUCAGCCACUCUUUAGACGGAGGCUGUGGUUGUAGGCCUGCAUCAAUGGUAAAGAGCCUAGCCUAUAAUAAAGCAGACUUGGAGUCCAUGUAUGAACAUACCAUGUAUAAUAUUUGAUUGAUUGCACUUUAAUAAAUCAAUUAAAUUAUUAUAUAUGGUAUGUUCAUGCAUGGCAAAGCACAAUUACAUUUUGUUUGGAUUGCACACUUACAACAUUGACAACUGGCCGUUGGGUCCAGCAGGUCUGGGUCUUCUUUUCCAAUUUAUUUUAUCAAAGGAGAAGAAUGUUUCCAGCACUCCUCGAUUUAGAAGGGGUAGAAAGUCCUGGUGCUCCGUAAUGCAGAUUGCCCUGUCUCGGGGGGCGCUAUGCCCAGACACAUCGAGAUCCUGAAUGCUUGUGUCCAGCUCUUGCAUCUGUGGGAUGACUAAGUCCCACUCCCUGCAGCAAAAGCAUUCGUCCCCUGUCGGCAUUUGAAUACAUUUUCUGCACUGGCACCACCAGUCUCCCGUUGUUCUGUCCCGGUUCUCUACUGCAGCUCCAGCGGGGACGGUCUCUAAAGACGCUCUUUCUCGUUCUGCCCUUUGAGCAUCCAUCUCUCUCAGUUCUUCAUCCGUGUAUUCCGGCUCGUACAUGUACGGUUCGUUGGAUACAACAUAUUCCUCAUUAUCGUCAUCAAAAGCAGAUGCAUCGCUAAGCCCUCCAAACGUGGCCAUAUCUUUUUAAUUGAAUACGCUAAUUCCUUCGUUCACUGUACUCGGCGUUUGUAGCAUUGACAGCGGCAGGUAAAUAAACUAGAGCCGGUAACCUAGGUAUCAGUCCGCCGCUGCCGUAACCUACUACCAGGAAUAUAACACUGCUGCUGAGACCCAGCAAUUCCCUCAAAAUGCAAUGCAAUGCAAGGUUGGUUUUAUUUCUAACAUUAUUCUAUAAACAGACAUUUAAAUCUAUAGUCUGGUGUUAUUAUUGAUUGACCUCGGGUGUACUGUGGAGUGGGUAAGACUGUUUUUAAUAGCAGGCUAGCUUUUCCCGUUCACUUGCGCUAGCCUAGCACGAGAGAACUCCGCAACUAGAAGGACUGAA